This is a messenger RNA of Lachancea nothofagi CBS 11611, 1953 nucleotides long. The record is from the annotation of a GenBank genome assembly. NCBI's taxonomy places the organism in Eukaryota, Fungi, Ascomycota, Saccharomycetes, Saccharomycetales, Saccharomycetaceae.
AUGAGUAACCGGUCUGCGAUUUCUUCGUCUUCUUCUUCGUCUUCCUCAGAGGGUACAGGGGAGAGAAUAGCGGAGACUACACGGGAACCAAUCCUCCCAAAGUCUACGGGACAGGUCAAGUGGAAGGGAAACGUCAAAGAGCCAAAUGAGAGAAAUGAGGAUUCUAACCAGAGAAACCGUAAAAAUUCCAUAGAUGCACGCUCAGGUUUAGACCGAAGACCUGGUGAAUCGGGAGGGUCUGCAAGGAGCACGCUGUCCCCGUUGACUCCGUUGAAAAAGUCAACUUAUGAGGAUGAGCAGCGUCCUGUACGCAGGGCGCGGCCUGUAGGGCUCGCAUUUUCUUCGCCAAACCUCAAGGCUUUGAAUGCUAGCCCGAAUUACGAGCAGUCGCGGUUGGUAGAUUAUUACCAUCAGGCUUCCACGGAUAGAGGUAGUAACUAUGUGGACCCGCUAUACCGGCAUCUCAACCCUUCCGUGAAUGGCAACAGAGGCAAGCCGGUCUGGAGUUUGAACCAGCCUUUGCCGCAUGUCCUAGAUCAAUCCUUAGCCAAGAGAGUUAUGCAAAAGAACGCCGAUGCGAAAUCUCGAGCUUCGUCCAAGCCGAGUUCAACGGAUGUGUCGCGUUCAGGCUCAACUACCUCAAUAAAUGACUGGCGAAAGGCUUUUAGACGCGUCACUUCCAGUAAGAAGUUGGAUGAUAUCGAAGCACAGCUGCCGAAUGCUGAUGCAAGCAAUAUCUCAUACAAGACCAAGCUUAAAGAUGAAAAACAGUCCAAUUCACACAUAGAGCUUGGGAAAAGUGGUCAAAAUCGAGGUCACCAUAAUGCCAAUUUUACAUUGGGUAGUGAAAGCUAUCCUUCUUCUAUUGUGGAAGAAAAGCCGCCAAAUCCUCAGCCUGAUUUGAAUAUGCCCGUGCCUGUAAAUCCGUCGAAUGGCCAACAGGCUGAGAAAGCAAUCAAUGGCGAUAUCGACGAUGGUGGUGUCGACGAUGAUGACUCUGAUCCCCUUACAUUUACCAAUUACUGGGCUAAAAUAAGAUAUCGCAUGCGGGAACCAUUUGCGGAGUUUCUGGGGACGCUGAUUCUUGUUAUCUUUGGUGUGGGCGGUAAUCUUCAAGCCACGGUGACCAAAGGUAGUGGCGGUUCCUACGAGUCUCUCUCUUUUGCAUGGGGGUUUGGUUGUAUGCUUGGUGUGUACGUCGCUGGCGGUAUAAGUGGAGGGCACGUAAAUCCAGCCGUUACCAUUUCUAUGGCUAUUUUUCGCAAAUUUCCCUGGAAGAAAGUUCCUGUGUACAUUGUUGCCCAGAUAAUCGGGGCAUUCUUUGGAGGUGCCAUGGCCUAUGGAUAUUUUUGGAGCUCUAUCACAGAAUUUGAGGGAGGCCCCCAUAUAAGGACCGUGGCAACGGGCGCAUGUCUAUUCACCAAUCCAAAACCAUAUGUUACCUGGCGAAACGCCUUUUUUGAUGAGUUCAUAGGGACAUCAAUUUUGGUCGGGUGUUUGAUGGCAUUGCUCGACGAUAGUAAUGCGCCACCUACUAAUGGUAUGACAGCAUUAAUUGUUGGUUUCCUGGUGGCAGCUAUCGGUAUGGCUCUUGGAUAUCAAACAAGUUUUACUAUCAAUCCGGCGAGAGAUUUAGGGCCUCGUAUUUUCGCCUCUAUGAUUGGUUAUGGACCGCAAGCGUUUCAUUUCACUCACUGGUGGUGGGCAUGGGGUACCUGGGGUGGUCCAAUUGCUGGAGGAAUAACAGGAGCAUUGGUAUAUGAUGUUUUUAUAUUCACAGGAUGUGAAUCUCCUAUCAACUAUCCAGACAACGGUUACAUCGAACACAGAGUCAAGAAGAUUAUGCAGUCUGAAUUCUACCAUCAUGAAAGUAGGAGCUCUCCUAGUACCGAAGCAGAGGGAAGCAGUAACAGUAACAGUAAGGAAAUUAGCACAGAAAUCAACUCUACAUAG